AUGAUGUUUGGUUUGGCGAUUGGCUUUGUCCUGGGCACGGCGGUCCUUGCUGCCCCGGCAUCCAAAUCUUCUCCUACGGUAACAGUGCGCAAUGGAACAUACGCGGGAGUUCACAGUACUACCUACAAUCAAGAUUUUUUCCUGGGUAUGCCCUAUGCCCAGCAACCUGUGGAUCAUUUGCGAUUUACGGUGCCGCAACCAUUAAACACAAGUUGGGAUGAUGCCCGCGAUGCAAAGGCCUACUCGGACAUAUGUGUUGGAUAUGGAACCGACUCCAUUUGGUAUCCUCAGUCGGAAGCAUGCCUGACGCUAAACGUCAUUCGAGGUUCAUCUGUCGAAAAGAAUUCGAAGCUUCCCGUUGGAGUAUGGAUCCAUGGCGGUGGAUUUUAUAUGGGCUCUGGAGCAGAUGAGCGAUACAAUAUGUCUGCCUUUGUAGAAAACUCAUAUGAUAUUGGCAAACCCGUCAUUGCUGUCACACUCAACUACAGACUGUCAGCGUGGGGCUUCAUCAGUUCAAGUCAAGUCUCCGGCAGUGGGAACACCAACCUUGGACUUAGGGAUCAAAGGCUAGCGCUGCAAUGGGUCCAAGAAAACAUCGGCGCGUUUGGUGGCGAUCCCGAGAAAGUGACUAUCUGGGGCGAGUCGGCCGGUGGCAUGUCCGUGGGAUAUCAUCUCACAGCCUACGGUGGACGUGACGACCGAUUGUUCCGCGCUGGUAUCAUGGAGUCAGGGGGAUCUAUUUCCGCCAGUGCAUCGAACUAUACCACCUUCCAAUCAGACUACGAUACGAUUGCCUCGAGGGUCGGCUGCUCCGACGUUGUAGACUCGCUCCAGUGUCUACGAGAGGUUCCUUUUGAGACGCUCAAUUCUGUUUUGAAUGGCACAGAUGGCGAUUCCGACUAUAACUUUUCCCCAGUGGUGGAUGGAGACUUGAUUCGACACUGGGGUAGUGUUCAACUGAAUCAACAUGCAUUCGUCAAAGUUCCCAUCAUCUCCGGCACCAAUACCGAUGAAGGGACAGCAUUUGGCCCUCAAGGAAUCAAUACCACGGAAGAAUGGUAUGACUACUUGACAGACGGCGGAUUCAAUUUCCAAACCCCACCAUCGGUCGCCAAGCGCAUCCUUGAGCUCUACCCAGAUGACCCCUCGCAAGGUAUCCCAGCAUAUCUCGAAGAUGCGCGUGUCCCAUCUAACGGAUAUGAAUGGCGCCGGACCUCUGCCUUUGCCGGGGACUGGACGAUGCACGCCAACCGCCGGCGUCAAUGCGAAGCCUGGGCCGAGACAUCCACGCCAGCAUAUUGCUAUCGGUUCAAUGUGCGAUCCGCCGAUGUGCCCCUUCUCUCGGGGGCCACCCAUUUCGAGGAAGUCUCCUUUGUAUUCCACAACCUCGCCGGCCUGGGAUACCACUACGGCAAGCCGUUUGCCGGGGUGCCCCAGUCAUACAUUGACCUCAGUUCAUUGAUGACGAGCAUGUGGGCCUCGUUCAUCCAUGACUUGAAUCCCAAUCCUGUUGCUGUCAAUCAGUCUGUGCAUUGGGAUGCUUACAGCACAGCCAAGCCCGUUGAUCUCCUGUUCGAUGCCAAUAGUACUAGCCACAUGGAGGCUGAUACCUGGCGCCACGCAGGGAUUGCUUACAUCAACUCUGUUGGGGCAGCCUUUUGGCGGUAG
Penicillium nucicola is the source of this 1668-nucleotide messenger RNA. RefSeq lists its product as uncharacterized. The record is from RefSeq and is a predicted model, not a curated record. The coding region runs from base 1 to 1668 and encodes 555 amino acids. The transcript has 4 exons. NCBI's taxonomy places the organism in Eukaryota, Fungi, Ascomycota, Eurotiomycetes, Eurotiales, Aspergillaceae.